Messenger RNA from Actinia tenebrosa (Australian red waratah sea anemone), 5663 nucleotides. Its product is annotated as putative phospholipid-transporting ATPase IM. Gene Ontology annotation, biological process: phospholipid translocation; Golgi organization. Gene Ontology annotation, molecular function: ATPase-coupled intramembrane lipid carrier activity; ATP hydrolysis activity; magnesium ion binding. NCBI's taxonomy places the organism in Eukaryota, Metazoa, Cnidaria, Anthozoa, Actiniaria, Actiniidae. The record is from RefSeq and is a predicted model, not a curated record. Gene Ontology annotation, cellular component: plasma membrane; trans-Golgi network.
ACAAAACACUUGACUGAGUUAAUAAAGACAAGUUGCAAGAAUUAGUUUAAGAUUUUAAAAAGUGAAAGUUUUGGCAUUUUGUCAAGCGCAUUUUUCACUGCAAGCGUUCAUAUUCCACCUUAUUAGCACUCGAAUAUGAAUAUGCGCAGAUGCUUUUCAGCUAGCGUUACCUAACUAGCAUUGGUUAUUGCGGUAAUUUAAAAACAAGAAAAAAAGAAAUUAAAAAAAACGUGUACACUAAGAGCAUACGGUAAUUAAGACUUUCAAACACUUAUUGUGUUUAAAAAGUCUACGCAGAGUCUAAAUUACCCUCAAAUAUGAAUAAAUAUAUAGAUGACAAAAACGACGGAGUAAUUUGGUUUAUUGUAAUCCAUAACACCUGUCAUGUUUCUAUCGAUAGUUAUGRCUCACUUAGCUGUUGGUCUGGCUACGUAUAUAUGAAUGUCCACGUAUUAGCAUACAAAMUGAACGUAUAAUAUCAUAUAUAAUCUUCUUUGAAAGAAAAACUGAUAUGCAAAGUGUCUCUCUCUUUCAAGGCUGUCACUACGACUUGGAACUCCUAUAAAAUGAGAGCAGAUAAACAGAAAUCUUUAUUUYAGUAGGAUGUGUGUAACCGUUCAUCGUUCAUCGUUUUUGCUCUGACCGACUGCCUGACGGGUUAGAUCUAGAAAUCUGAUACCCAGAAAUGCCAGCACUAUGCAAGGGACGCCAACACAUCGACAGAGAAAAAUCCAAGACAUACCAAGACAGGCUGGUCGUGUUCUUCAGAUCAACAACAGAGAACACAACGAGCAGUACAAGUAUGCCGACAACUUCAUCAGGACAUCAAAGUACACACUACUCACAUUCUUGCCUAUCAACUUGUUUGAGCAGUUCAGAAGAAUUGCAAACAURUAUUUCUUACUGCAGAUUAUAAUCAUGUGUAUCCCUGCCAUUACUGCAUUAAAGCCAGAAUCAACUGCUGUUCCCUUGUUGUUUGUUCUUGCUGCUACAGCUGUCAAAGAUGCAUAUGAUGAUAUUAAAAGACACAGAAAUGACAAAGGAGUCAACAAUAGGAAAUGUCAAGUGUUAAUAAACAAAAGCCUUGAAACAAAGAAAUGGAUGGAGAUUCAUGUAGGAGAUAUUUUGAGAAUAGAAAACAAUGAGCAAGUACCUGCUGAUGUAAUUGUUCUUACUACGAGUGAAGAAAAUGGUUUGUGUUAUAUUGAAACAGCAGAGUUGGAUGGUGAAACAAACUUGAAGUGCAGACAACCUCUUCCUGAGACAGGUGAAAUGGGUGAUGAUGAAGAUUUACUAGGCAAUUAUCAAGGAGAAGCCAGCUGUGAUCUCCCUAACAACAGACUAGACAAGUUCCAUGGAAGACUGGUUUAUGAAGGCAAKGACUACUCAUUGGAUAAUGAGAAUGUUCUUCUCAGGGGGUGUGUAUUAAGGAACACAGACUGGGUGUAUGGUGUUGUAGUGUAUGCUGGUCAAGACUCCAAGCUCAUGAUGAACAGUGGUGUUAGUAAAUUCAAGAGAACAAAUCUGGACAAACUUCUCAAUAAACUCAUAAUCGGAAUUGCCAUCUUGUUAGCAGUUAUCUGCGCUCUUCUGUCAAUUGGGACAACUUUAUGGGAGCAUUUUAUUGGAAAGAACUUUCAAGUAUUUCUCCCUUGGCCAUCUUUUUACAUGGAUAAUGUCGUGUUUAUCGGUAUUACACACUGGCCGUCAUUCGUCAUGGUGUUAAACACUCUCAUCCCUAUAUCUCUGUACAUCAGUGUUGAGGUYAUAAGAGUUGGACAAAGCUUGUGGAUCAACUGGGACAAGGAGAUGUAUUAUCCCGUGAAAGAUUCUCCAGCAAGAGCAAGAACUACUACUCUCACCGAAGAACUUGGUCAAAUUGAGUAUAUCUUCUCUGACAAGACGGGUACACUAACACARAAUGUGAUGACGUUCAAGAUGUGCUCUGUUCAAGGCAAGCUUUACGGGCGGGGAGAUGAACAAGAAAACGARCAAAAGACAGUCCUGAGUGAGAGCACAUCACAAAACUCAGAGGGGUCAAAAGUGGACUUAUCAGGCAACAAGUACUACGAUGGUAAAUUCCAGUUCAACGACCAAAUGUUGUUGGAUGACAUCACCAACAAUAACAAGGGGUGCCAUGAGAUAAUGCGGUUACUUGCUGUAUGCCACACUGUCAUGGUACAGAACAAUGAUGGUGAAUUACAGUAUCAGGCCCAGUCCCCAGAUGAAGCUGCUCUGGUUACUGCCGCAAGAAACUUUGGUUUUGUAUUCAAAGAACGAUCACCAACAACGAUAACACUCGAUGUCUUGGGCACUGAGGAACACUAUGAGAUUCUAGCUAUUUUAGAUUUUAACAACGAAAGAAAAAGAAUGUCGGUAAAUUCUAUCGUGUACGAGUUAUUGGACCCGUCUUGUAAAGAGYUGAUACGCACAACCACUGAACAUCUUAAUUUUUUCGCGUGCGAAGGUCUUCGUACCCUGGUCACUGCAUACAAAGACAUUCCACACGAGGUGUAUAAAGAAUGGAAUCAAAGAUUCCACACAGCAAGUAUCUCCAUGGAGGACAGAGAUGAGAAGAUUCAAUUACUUUAUGAAGAAAUCGAGCAAAAUCUCAUUCUUAUCGGAGCUACAGCCAUUGAAGACAAACUACAAGAUGGUGUCCCCARUACCAUAGCAACACUAGCGGCAGCUGAUAUCAAGAUAUGGGUUCUGACAGGAGACAAACCAGAAACAGCGGUCAACAUUGGCUACUCAUGCCAGCUCCUCACGGAUGACAUGACAGAGGUGUUCACAAUCAAUGGYGAAACCAUGGAGUCUGUCCGCAAUGCUAUCACUGAAUAUAARAAGAGGGUUAAGCCRCACGARCCUGUGGAAGAAAGAAGUCUAGAUGGYUCCAGAAUGAAUGCUGUGAAGGAUGACAAUGAUGUAGAAUUAGUGGCCUUCAAGGGUAACGAUGGGACUAAUAAACAAGCUAAUGGGGGUAAAGGUAACGGUGAAUACGGACUAGUAAUAACUGGCAAAAGUCUGGUUCAUGCGUUGGAUAAAAGUCUUGAGUUAGAUUUUCUUGAGCUAGCUUGUUCUUGUAAAGCCAUUAUCUGCUGUCGAGUAACACCUUUACAGAAAGCAUUAGUCGUCCAACUAGUAAAAGCAAACAAAAAUGCCGUAACACUGGCCAUAGGUGAUGGAGCUAAUGACGUCAGUAUGAUUAAAGCGGCACAUAUUGGUGUUGGUAUCAGUGGCCAGGAAGGCAUGCAGGCRGUACUUGCAAGUGACUACUCUUUUGCACAAUUUAGAUAUUUAGAACGUAUUCUUCUCACUCAUGGACGCUGGUCGUACAUGCGAAUGUGUAAAUUUCUCAACUAUUUUUUCUACAAGAAUUUCGCAUUCACAUUGGUACAGUUUUGGUAUGCAUUUUUUUCUGGAUACUCUGCUCAGACGUUAUACGAUGCAUGGUUCAUAUCAUUCUACAACGUUCUCUUCACGUCCGCACCUAUUGUUUUCCUUGCCAUUUUUGAGCAGGACGUCAGCGACAAAAGCUGUGCAAAGUAUCCCAAGCUCUACAUCCCAGGCCAAAAGAACAUGUUGUUCAACAAAAACGUAUUUUGCUAUAGUUUGAUAUAUGGUACUCUGACAUCCAUGGGGUUGUUCUUUAUGGCUUAUGGUACGUUUCAUAAGACUGUAGAUGUUGAUGGCAAGGAUACUGAGAGUGUCAAGUUCUUUGGGACUGUAGUUGCAGCGGCGCUUGUUAUAGUGGUCAAUAUUGAGAUUUGUUUAAUGACUCAAUACUGGACUUGGAUUAAUCACUUUUUCACCUGGGGAAGCAUUCUAUUCUAUUUCAUUUUCUAUUUCGCCUUCUACUCCGAAUUCGUCUUCUCCUAUUACCCUCAAAUGCAUUACCAUGGAGUGCAAUACCAUGUGUUUGGGAACCCUAUGUUCUGGUUGUAUUUAGUCCUCGUUACCAUAGUAACAACUCUUCCGUCAAUAGCGACGAAUUUCGUGCGUGCAGAAGUGAGUCCUCGGUACAGCGAUGCUGUCAGACGAAAGGAGCAAAACAGGGAACCCACAAGGUURAGGCCGAAAGAAUUCCGACCGAAGAUCAACUUGCGAAGAAAAUCUGUUCGAACGAACUACGCAUUUUCACACCAAGAAGGGUUUGGUAAAAUUGUCAUGACACCUAAGUCCUUUUUUAGGAAAAAGUUUAAAGUAAAUCGUAGUUAGUUGCMGGGUAUCAUCUUAACAAAUUUGGCGUCCAUCCAAAGGCUUCACGUUCAAACCAUCUGUAUCUUUUUCGAAUGGGAUCCCUGUGGCUAUAGAUGGAAGUUUGCGAGUUGAAGCCACCUUAGCUAACCCCGCCUAAGGARUAGUCAAGAAAAUCUCAAACCACAUAGCGGCCUGCGGGGAAGGCUCAUAAAAAUACAAAUUUAGGGAUAUAAAUAAUUGUGAAAUCUAAUUUUUUCAUUAGCAAUAGACAAUUAAUUUUAUAAAAACAGUUCAAUCCUAGCAUAUGUAACCACUUAGUAAUGGCGUGUUGGAGGUUAAUAAGCUGAGAACAAGUCUAAGCCUAGAACAAUUUAUGUGUGAGUGUUCAACAUAUAGGAAACUAAGAUAUUAGGCCUUCCAAGGUUGAGGAAAAACUGGAUGGAGUUGACAUUUCAGAGACAUUGUGAGACUGUUUUAGGGGGCAUAUUUYYAAGAUGGCGUCCGUUUAAAAAUGGUUAAUAUAGUGGUACCUCUAUUAAGCGAACGCCCUUAGCUAAUCAUGGGUGCCAAAAUUUUUUCCCAUAUACUACAAAAAUCACCGAUGUGUGGAACAGGGCCGAGUUUUCUUAUGACAGUAACGCCUAAUUUGGUGUGAUUGACCCACCUAUUUUYAUUGAUAAAUUACGAACAUCCGACGUCAGUCUUUAGAAUGCAUGCCGACAUUUUGGCUCCCUUUUGAUCACAUAUAUAUGGAUUGUUUGGGCACCCUUUAUUAACCGAACACCAGGCAAGGUUCUGAAUAGCUGACUUCUAAGCCUUCGCAAAUGAAUCAAAUGCAAAACUGGUGCAUUCUUUUCACCAAUCUCGUACCCAGAGCCUGCGUUUCYUCUKGYCUGCGGCAAAGAACGAGGGCUCUGGCAUAUUCCAUUUUUUGGGACMAGGAUUUCUUUGUCUUCCGGUAUAAGUGCAUGCGCUCAAAGACUUGCCAAAAAUUAAAAUAAUAUGUUACCGACUUUAAAGCAUGAUUUUCAUUUAUUAUAAUUCACUWCCGGAAAAUUGCGCAUGCGCCAAAAAGUGGAUUAUAUCAGAACCGUCGUUUUUCGCCGCAGGCCAAAAGAAAUGCAGGCUCUGGGUACGAUAUUGCUGUCCCACAGGACYACUGUAGUUAACCUUCCUACAGAGUGUUCGACAUUCRUCUGUCAUUUUGAUAUCUUACCUUWUACRCCAACUCACUAGUCCAUGAUCGCUAUUUGUUUAUACUUAAACCUGUAAACCUCACUAAUUUGGUCUGCAGUCCUUGGUAUACGUAUAUUUGUAUUUUUUUGUCAAUGUAGAACAGAAACGAAAGGGAAGCUAGCAGGACUAGUAUGUGCAAGAUAAUCUGAUUUUUCUAUGACCAGAAUAAAUUACCGUACUUUUAUGUAUUUUUAUAAAACACUGAAAUUAAAUCAUUUCUAAAGAAA